Molecule: messenger RNA, 1003 nt
Organism: Cryptococcus deneoformans JEC21
Lineage: Eukaryota; Fungi; Basidiomycota; Tremellomycetes; Tremellales; Cryptococcaceae
Exons: 6
Coding region: 39-701 (220 amino acids)
Biological process (GO): negative regulation of transcription by RNA polymerase II; chromatin organization
Cellular component (GO): nucleus; pericentric heterochromatin
Molecular function (GO): chromatin binding
Source: RefSeq, a predicted model, not a curated record
CAGUAGAGCAUCGAGAAGAGAUCACACAGACGCCCGCCAUGCCAGUGGUAAAGAAGGAAGAACUAUCCCAGAAGAAGGAUUCGGAGUCAGAGGAGUCUGGCGUGGAGGAUGAAUAUGAAGUGGAAAAGGUCAUCAAGCAUCGAGGGAAGGGGAAAAACAUUGAGUUCCUUGUUCGUUGGAAAGGAUAUGGCCCAGAGUACGACACUUGGGAACCCACCGAGAAUGUUGCGAGUGCAGAAGAAGCUGUCGCUGCGUAUUGGGAAUCACAAGAUAAGACGGCCGCAGCGCCCAGAAAGCGAGGACGUCAAGAAGCAUAUACUGCUUCGCAGGCAUCUAUAACUCCCAAACCCGAAUCAUCCAAGCAAGCCGCAAAGAAGGCACGGACAAGUACAGCAGCAAAUGGAAUCAAGGCAUCUGUGGAUAAAGGGGAAGGGGAUGAAGGAGCAUCGGACGAUGAUAUUGACCGGCAAUACAGCGGGAAUCUCGACAAAUACAAUGACCUGAAGAACUGGGAGAAUGUGGUCCAAAAUAUUGAAACAGUUGAACAGGGAGAAGGCGGUCAAUUGAUUGUUUACGCUACCAUGAAGGGAGGCGAAAAGGUGACUAUACCGACUGAAGUAGCCUAUAGAAAGUGCCCAUUGAAAUGCCUUUACUUCUAUCAGAAACAUUUGAAGUGGAGACCGGUAGAUGAAAACGAAUGAGAAUCAUAGAAUACUGUUUUGACGAAUAACUGUUUCUUUGUAUUAUCGAAUAAAUAGCAUGUGCCUAUGUAUAAGAAGCAACCAUUAUGGUUCACUGUCAAGGUUGCAAGGCUUGACUAAUGGCCCUGAUAUAAUCCACAAUAUGCAGCAAUCAAAAAAGCGAAACACCAGAUUUUAGACUUGCCAUAGAUGGCCAUGGAUUGAUUGUAAGGCCGCAUAAUUAGUUGACCUCUGUGCUUGCUUUGAUGUGUUGUUGCUCAGGUUUCAUUCAAUUUCUAUUUUGUCACUGCGGAAUAACCGAU